CAAAUCCAGACGCGGUCGUUUUUGUCCCCCCCCAUGCAACGUUAAGACCUCUGUUUCUCUGUCCCAUCUGUUCUUCAACUCCACAAGAUGCAGAGCACUCUGUUUUCUCUGUCUCUCUCAACCCCAUUUGUCAAACCUCCAAAUCCAAAUCCUAAAGGACCUAAACCCAAGAUCUCACACCUCUCACACUCAUCGUCUUCAACACAAAUCAACCUUAAUUCCACUCAUGGACUCUCACAGCAAAGUCCUGUGUCUUCAUUAUGCUUUAACAUGCGAGUAUGCGGUUCCUUUUUUGUUUCAAACCAAAGAAACAACAGUUUUAAGGUCAGAGCUGCUUCGGUGCCCGAGAACACAGGUGAUACCGUGAAACCAAGUGGUGUGAUUAAGACUUUGCAGCUAGGCUUUAUGUUUGGAAUUUGGUACAUUUUGAAUAUCUACUUCAACAUCUACAACAAGCAGGUUCUAAAAGUCUAUCCAUUUCCUGCAACGGUUACAGCAUUUCAGUUUGGCUUUGGGAGUUUGAUGGUUGCUUUGAUGUGGGCAUCUAACUCUUAUAUCAGACCAAAGAUUACUCCUCAACAGCUUGCAGCAAUUUUUCCUUUGGCUGUGGCACACACGGUGGGGAACCUCUUGACCAACAUUAGUCUUGGGAAAGUUGCUAUUUCAUUCACUCACACAAUCAAAGCUAUGGAGCCCUUUUUCACUGUUGUACUCUCUGCCUUGAUUCUUGCUGAGAGGCCUACUCUUUGGGUAGUUUCUUCCCUUGUACCAAUUGUAGGUGGAGUGGCAUUGGCAUCUUUCACUGAGGUCUCUUUUAAUUGGACUGGCUUUUGUAGUGCAAUGGCUUCCAAUCUGACAAAUCAAUCCCGUAAUGUAUUCAGCAAAAAGUUAAUGGUUAAAAAGGAGGAAUCUUUGGACAAUAUCAAUCUCUUCUCAGUAUUAACCAUUAUUUCUUUUAUCCUGUUGGCUCCUGUGGCUAUUUUCUUGGAAGGUGCUAAGUUUACUCCUUCAUACCUGCAAUCUGCUGCAAAUCAAGGUUUGAAUGUUAGAGAACUAUGUGUGAGAUCGCUUUUGGCUGGGUUCUGCUUCCUUGGUUACCAGCAGGUCUCCUAUAUGAUAUUAGACAUGGUAUCACCGAUCACCCAUGCAGUGGGAAAUUGUGUGAAGCGUGUGGUGGUCAUAGUCUCCUCAAUUAUCUUCUUCCAAACCCCUGUCUCACCCGUAAACUCCCUUGGAACUGCCUUGGCUCUUGCUGGAGUCUUCUUGUAUUCAAGAGCAAAACGGAUAAAGCCAAAGCCAAAGGCUGCUUGAGUUUAUACAGAAGAUAGCAACUUUAACCAUUUAAAAGAAAAUUUCCACAUGUUAAUUGUGAAUAUUAUUUUUGUGCCAAUCAUAUUGCUUGCUUUCUAA
This is a messenger RNA of Quercus lobata, 1410 nucleotides long. RefSeq names its product phosphoenolpyruvate/phosphate translocator 2, chloroplastic-like. NCBI's taxonomy places the organism in Eukaryota, Viridiplantae, Streptophyta, Magnoliopsida, Fagales, Fagaceae. The transcript is spliced from 9 exons. Gene Ontology annotation, cellular component: membrane. Gene Ontology annotation, biological process: transmembrane transport. The coding region runs from base 88 to 1311 and encodes 407 amino acids. Gene Ontology annotation, molecular function: transmembrane transporter activity. The record is from RefSeq and is a predicted model, not a curated record.